AUGCUUGCUUUCCCUGGCGGUCUCGCAUGGGUCGGGCACGAACAGGUGCAGACGCAAGAGCUGGCGACUGCGUUGGUGCAGGCACUUCUUAACGACCAGGAGGUGGUGAGAGCCGGCGCUCUCUUUCUGAGGGAGGCAUCUGCAAACCCGGAGACCCAGGCGGCCUUGGUCAGCCUCGCCCUGUACGUCCUGCAGCACCCCGAUACCCGAGCGGAAACCAAAGUGCUGGCCAAGAAGCUGAUCAAGGCUAUCCUAGAUGAUCCGGACACAGUGUUGCAGGUGACGGAUAUGGUCCUGAAGGUUAUCAGAACCCCGCAGUUCCGACAAGGCGCAUCGGAGCUCGUCGUAGCCCUGGGACAAAGCCAAGAGGUGUAUGGUGCCGUGGUCGAUCUUGCCUCGAGGGUCAUACAGGACCCCAAGGUGCAGGCUACCCUCAGCACGGUCCUGUCUGCGUCCUCCCGUGAGGUUCUGCAAGACCAGGUCGUCUUCGACCACUCGAAGGUCUUCGUGGCUCAGGUGUGGCAGGGCAGGACCAUCUUGUUUUCACUCACUAAAUCGCGCGUUAAACAAAUAUUUACAGCCACAUGGAUGUACCGAGGUAUCCCAGGAGGAACGUUUUGUGAUUGCAUAUUUGGGUCUGAUGCUUGCUGUGGUCCUCAUACAAACGCACGGUGUAGCUCUCCCCAGCACCGUAGGUAG
Ectocarpus siliculosus is the source of this 699-nucleotide messenger RNA. The record is from the annotation of a GenBank genome assembly. Lineage: Eukaryota; Phaeophyceae; Ectocarpales; Ectocarpaceae.